AUGACAAAUAGUUUUCUUGACAUUGUGGCUUCUUCAGGAUGUGAAUAUAACCAUCAUGCCAAUUCUUUUCUAUUCACUGUUGAACCGUCAGUCUUUCGUCGACAAUUGACUCUGACAUUAAGAAGUGAUCCAAAUUAUCCUGAUAAUAUAUCUAUCUUUCUUCAAGAUAUGCAAGAAUACACUAACGAUAUUCAAUCCUUACGACAGUGCUUAUUAUCUGCUGCGCUUUCUGAUACUGUACCUAGAACAAACAGAUCUUCGUCAGUGGAUAGUCUUACAAAGACCUUACUUGCCAUUGAUAUUCUUCAACCUAUUAUUAUUACAAAUUUGCUGGAACGAUUACCUGAAUUUUAUGACGAAUUGGAACGAGAUCAAUCAAGCUCAUGUACUGCUCGACUUAUUCUUCAUCAAUUGAGAUGGCUUGAUUAUGUGGUACAACCUCAGGAAUUGACAAAUACACUGAUAGAACUUAUUCAAAUCACACCAAACGUUAUUCAACAUGAAAUUAUCACUACUCUACCAGAUAUGCUUAAUGAUGCCGAACAUAAACCCAUUGUAGUCUUCUUGAAAGAAUGGAUGCAACAACAUCCUGAUUUGGCUGUUCCGAUAUUGGAUGCACUCUCAAAUUUGACUCUUCAUUCAGAAUAUCUAGAAGAUGUACGAGAAACUGUAUUAGAACGUUUACAAUCAGCAGAAAUCGAUGAUUUGGCUGUGAUGGUCAAAUUCCUUCUACAAACAGUGACACCUCAUACCAUUGAUAUGACAAUUUUAGAAUUACGACAAAAACUUGAUCUGCGUGCAUUAGAAAAAGUUCAGUUAUCACAACAGGAAACAAGUCAACUACGUUCUCGUCAUAAAAGAGAAUCCCCGGAAGCACUGAUUUUAGAUUCGAUGAAACUUGGUUUACAAUUUCACAAAUUUGUUUGUGAUGCUUGGGUGAAAUCUAUUAUGGCAUUGGAAACACAGCGUGCACACAAAGUGAUUGACAUUCUUGUCCUCUUUAUACUCUAUUCAAUGACAUCUACAAAGAAAAAGGCUGAAAAAAUCUUUCAGAAAAAGAUUCAAUCUAGUCUCAUUACUGCAAAUCUUAUCAAGGAAACUAUACUUCACCAUGCUGAUGGAUUAUCUGGAUAUUGGAAUACGAUAUUGGUAUUGGCUGAAAACUUACUACGAUUCUCUCAUCAACAAAACUUUUUGGCAUCUUGUUCUAAAGCUCUUUAUACAAAUGCAUUCCGAGUAUGUGAUGCUUACCAUCGUCAAGAAAUCAUUGGAGCUCUAGUCACACAUAUUGGAAGUGGAUCAACAUCGGAAAUGGAUGUAGCUCUGGAAGUACUUUAUGACCUGGCAAAAACCGAUGUAACGGCAGUAGCUGUAUACAAUGUAUUCAUUAAGGGUAUUCUGGAUUAUUUAGACAAUCUCACCAUUUCUCAAACCCGAACUUUAUUUGAUAUUUUCAGUAUAUUGGCUCUCAAGGACGAUCAUUAUGCAAAUGACUCAAGUCUGUGGUCCGACAUUCAAAUUGUUCUCCGAAAACAACUGUCCAAUCCUCGUGUAAAGUACAAGGUAAUCGGUAUCAUUGGCUCUGUAUCUGCUGUCAAAAUCCUUGGUGAUCUUGACCUGUGUAACGAUGCUGCUGAAUCAAGUACUCAGAGUAAUAUAUCAACAGAAUCUAUAUCAAGGCACCCUUUACUUCAACAAGCAGUUAAUUUAUUGGAAAUGGUUAUUAGAAGUUGUGCUAUAUACCCGACAUGUAUGUGUAUGGUCUAUGACGAGAUUGCACUUAUGCUUGAAACAACAAAAUUAGACCAACGAUUAUGUGCUUGGAUAGCAGAAAAUAUGGCAGCAGCCUUCCCAGAUGAUUAUGUGAUAGAAGAAGAAGUUUACAACAUCAUGGAAUCAAAUGCAGCUAGGGAUAUCAGUACUUCAAUGAAACCGAAAAUGGUGAUGGAUCACAAUGGAGAGACAUCGGUCAUCUGUAUGGCAUUCUAUUCCCUGCUUCAUUGUAUCAAUGAAAAACAAAGAAAAAAACAACUUGUUCCUCUUUGUGCCAUGUUUAAUCUGCUUCAAAGCUGCGAAAAGGUUAAUGAAGGUUCCUUGGAAGGUGUUGAUGCUCUUUUGGGUUGUGGUCUAAUAUUAUUUGAUUUGGAUCAAGUAGAGACUCUUCUUCCUGAAUGGCAAACGGACGAAGUUGAAAAUGCAUGCCAUUUACUAUUUGCUGCCAUUGAUUGGUGUCGUGAAAUGUUAAACUGCUUUUCUUCUGUUGCUGAAGAUGAAGAAAUUCAUAUGAAACUUAUAUGUCGACUCAAGGAUAUACUACAAUUGGAAUUAGUCAUGGAAAAACUUUUGCCUAAAGUGUCUAGUUUCACGCCUCUCCAUUUGCAGUCAAUCAAGUCCAUUCAUGGUGAAAGCAAUAGCAUACAUAAAUCUCAAUCUCAAGCUCUGACAUUUCAUUCACACAAAGAUGAUUCGGAUUCUGAAAAACAACAGAACAAACCUGCUUCCAAAUUCGAUACUAUGGAAAGUCUACGACCCCAUUUGCGUCCUUUGAAGAUCCAAUCCCUUGCUGUAUUGAAGGCUCCAAAUCAAGAUGAUCAAAUUGAAUUCAAUUAUGGCUUUUGCAAUUAUAUUCUACAAGAUAUCAAUGGAAAACUCGAUACCAAACUUAUUCCUCCAGUUAUUGGUGUUGGCAAGAAAAAGUCUCAAACAAAGGAUGAUAUGAAUGACUAUACCAGUCAAAAUCCUUUGUUUCAACUCACAAACCGACAAUUGGUACAAGAAAUGAUAAGAUAUCUACCCAAAAUAUUACAAAUGUUAGAGGCGGUGAACGAAGAUAUGCAAAGUGAUGAUACCCAGCAUGGUCGGAUUGCGGAAGGAGCCAAAGACAAGGCAUUAUGUAUCUCAUUGAUAGUUGAUAUUCUUUACAAAUUGUUUACAUGGCCUGAUAUUGAAAACUCGGAGAAUCAAGAUCUUUUAUUGGGUUUGAUCAACACAUUAGCGGAACAAAUCACUUCCGAUGUGUCACAACGACGUAGUAUUAGUGACCGAUUUAAAGGAGCAUUCCGAUACCUGACUGGAUUCCAGGGCAAUAUUCCUCAAUUCCAAACAGCUGUGACCAUGUUCAAGUUAUUGGAACAUAUUAUGAUAUUAUCUUGCGAUAGCGAUAUAUUACAAAACGAUGCUUAUCGUGUGGCUUCCAACAUUUUAUCUCAGGAUUGGUUCGAUUGGCGCGAAGCAAAGAAAGAUAUUCCGUUUUUGGUUGAAAAGGCGAUUGAACUCCAUGAAGACCCUCUUAGGCUUUUGAUUCAUUAUGUGAACGAGGUGUUACCUACAUUUGAAAGGGAAGAACAACUUGAAUCCUACCCUUUGUUAAAAUCGGAAACUGAAGUGUCAUUUUACCAGGCUAUCAUUCAUCAAACGAUCAAAUCAUUCGACCUAUUGGAAAAGACCGAUCAAGAUGUGAACAUUGUACUUGUCCAGACAUCUCAAGUAGUGAAUCUAUUUGAACGGAUUACCAAUUAUGUGAAACUGAAGGAACAACGGGAAUUAUUUGGUGUUCUAUUGAAAACAAGUCGAGCGUUUAUUGAACAAUUUACCAAGCACUCUAUGCCAUUCUUCACUCGGGUAUUCAAGGAUCACAAGGAUGAAAUUGUGGGAAUAUUCAAACAAUUUCAAAUUGCCACUCGAUUAUUACAGAUUAUAUGCUCACAUGUCAAGGUGAUCAAGGAUACCAAAUUAGCAACUUAUGUACCACCAUUGAAGAAGGCCCUUGAAUUUGUUAUUUUCCAGGUGAAAAUGUUGUUAACAGAAAACAAUGCUCCUUCUGAUGUAUUCUUCUUAGGUGCUUUGAAACAUCGUGAUAUUACUGGUGCUCAAGUUUCUUCUCAGGUUCCCAAGGAAAUCUCUAGUGACUCAGAAGCUGAAUCAUCCGUUGGUGAACCACAGUCAAGCAAGAUCAUCAAGAAUAAAAAGAAAUCCAAACCCAAAUCAGCAACAACAAUAACAACAAAUCCACCUACAUAUCGAACACCAAGUCAAGUGCCUCCCAGCGAUACUGAAGAUGAUGAUAUACCAAACGACAACAACAAUGAUGAUCAAACUGGAACGGAUGGUGAUGAUGAAGGCAUGAAUCUUUCGGACAAUGAUGAUGAACAAUUGAUUGAGCCAAGCAACAAACGUGCACAGCCUAUGGACUAUGCAGCCUUCACCCGAUUUUUGGAUCAAACAAAUAGCGAGCAAUCACGCAAAAAGGACCAACCAUCUCAACAGCAUUCUAAUCCGAUGACGAUUUUCAGUAGUGACGAUGAUACAAACAAUAGUGGCACAGAUGAGUCAUCACAACAACAACAACAUCGCCUUUAUAACAGUGUUUCCCGAAUGAAUAACCAUCCAACUGACUCAAGCCGUAGUGAAAAACCAUUUGACCUCCAUUCAACAUCAUCCAGCGGAAGAAAACGGGGAUAUGGACUUGGCAUGACAAGAAAACGAUCGAAAUAUUAA
Halteromyces radiatus is the source of this 4497-nucleotide messenger RNA. RefSeq names its product Fanconi anaemia protein FANCD2. Gene Ontology annotation, biological process: homologous chromosome pairing at meiosis; double-strand break repair involved in meiotic recombination; interstrand cross-link repair. Gene Ontology annotation, molecular function: DNA polymerase binding. The transcript has 27 exons. The coding region runs from base 1 to 4497 and encodes 1498 amino acids. The record is from RefSeq and is a predicted model, not a curated record. NCBI's taxonomy places the organism in Eukaryota, Fungi, Mucoromycota, Mucoromycetes, Mucorales, Cunninghamellaceae. Gene Ontology annotation, cellular component: nucleus; condensed chromosome.